Molecule: messenger RNA, 4261 nt
Organism: Perca fluviatilis (European perch)
Lineage: Eukaryota; Metazoa; Chordata; Actinopteri; Perciformes; Percidae
Gene: valopa
Product: vertebrate ancient long opsin a
Exons: 5
Coding region: 395-1558 (387 amino acids)
Biological process (GO): G protein-coupled receptor signaling pathway; visual perception
Cellular component (GO): membrane; photoreceptor outer segment
Molecular function (GO): G protein-coupled receptor activity
Source: RefSeq, a predicted model, not a curated record
CGUCUAUAUAAGAGCUUCCAGGAUGCCACAUAUCGGUCAUUCACGCGUUUGUUGCCAGCGCUUUCCAAGACAUCGCCUCUUCCCGCACCUUGAACCGUGCGCACCGCCACUACUCCGCUCUCACACGUAGCUCUACCCACGCUUUCCAAUCGCGGAUUUAUUUCCCUCUCUCUCGUGCAGCCAAUGCGGAUUUCACCACAAAAACUUUGUGAAAGAAGAGUCCCAGGGCGCAUAGGAUGCUCCGCAGCGCAGAGAGCGAGUUUAACGCAAACUAGUGAGCUCGCACUGUUCAGGAGGGACUCCACGUGAAGUUGGGAGUGUGAGAAACAGAACUGAAACAGGAUUUGUUUCCCCCCCCCCUCGUUUAGUGUGGCCUACACGCUGGGUAUAGACAAUGGAUACUUUAAGUCUGUCAGUGAACGCUGUGUCCUACACAGCAGCGGCUGAACUCUUCACUCCUGAUGACCCGUUUAAAGGACCCAUCAAGACCAUCGCGCCGUGGAACUUCACUUUCCUGGCUGUGUUCAUGUUCUUCGUCACCUCCGUGUCUCUGAGCGAAAACUUCCUCGUCAUGUUUGUCACUUUCAAGUACAAACAACUCCGACAGCCUCUGAACUAUAUCAUACUUAAUUUGGCAAUCGCAGAUUUUUUGCUCUCUCUCAUCGGUGGAGUAAUAAGUUUCCUGACAAACUCCAGAGGUUAUUUCUUUCUUGGGAGGUGGGCUUGCGUCUUGGAGGGGUUUGCUGUCACUUUUUUCGGGAUUGUGGCCAUGUGGUCCCUCUCUGUUCUGUCCUUCGAACGAUUCUUCGUGGUCUGCCGGCCUAUGGGAAACAUCCGACUGCAAACGAAGCAUGCGGUCCUGGGUCUGGUGUUCGUCUGGACCUUCUCCUUCAUCUGCACCAUCCCUCCAGUGCUGGGCUGGAACAGUUACACUACAAGCAAGAUCGGAACCACCUGUGAGCCUAACUGGUAUUCAACCAGCCUGAUCGAUCACAGCUACAUCAUCGUUUUCUUCAUCACCUGUUUCAUUCUGCCUCUCGGAGUAAUAUUUUACUGCUAUGGAAAGCUCCUGCAGAAGCUCAGGAAGGUAUCUCAUGGUCGUGUGGCUGGAGCCAAGAAGCCAGAGAGGCAGGUGACCCGUAUGGUGGUUGUGAUGAUUGUGGCCUACAUGGUGGGAUGGACGCCGUACGCAGCCUUCUCCAUACUGGUCACAAUUCAUCCAACCAUCAAACUUGACCCCGGGCUGGCUUCCAUCCCCGCCUUCUUUUCCAAGACCACUGCUGCCUACAACCCAGUCAUCUAUGUCUUCAUGAAUAAACAGUUCAGGAAGUGCCUAAUUCAGCUCUUCGGCGGCAAGGUGACCAUCCCAGACAGCAAUAUGAACCAGACCUCAGAGCGACCUGGAAUUACUGCAGAGAGUCAAAUAGGAGAAAUGUCAGCCAUUGCGGCCCGCAUACGCGAGAGUGGCUCUAUGUCACCCAAGUCUGGUGGUUCUCCAACUGAAUGUGGCUCGUUUGUCCAACUGCCGAUCCCAGAAAACAAAGUGUGUCCAAUGUAACGGUAAACUAAUCCCAAUAGGUGUUCUCUCACUAUCCUCUGACACCCAUAGUCCAUAAUAACCUUCUAUAAUCUAGAUGUACUGUGUUUCAAAAAACAUUUUGGACAGAUCUUUAAACAUUAUAUAUAUGUUUAUAUAUAUCUGCUAAUGUGUCAGGGCACUUGAUUAGACUUGAUAGCUUUUGCCUUCAUAUCCCAAUGAAAAAAAGAGACCAAACCUUGACAUUAGUGAGUUGAGGGCUAGCCAGUUUUUUUCAGCCUUUUAUCUCGUCCUCGCCUUCUCCUUUGAAGCCCUGUGAUGGUGCCUGUUGAGAAAGCGUUGUUUUUUCUAUGCUGUUUCAGUACUUCACUUUGGCAGUGCAUCUUCAUUCGUCUUCGCUCGUCAAGAGGACGGAGCAGUCUUCUGAAUUUGGAUACUUUUUACUUUAGUUCAUAGUUUAGGUCAAAGCUUUUAUCUUUAUAGAAGAUGGCCAAUGGGACUUGGAGAUGCCAGUCUCCUGUUGCCUCUGCUGCAGAUGUAGGACAACAUAUAUAUGAAGUGCCAGCAGGGGAUCAACAAACACAAAAAUACACACAACUACAAGCAACACAUAGAUACAUCACACAGGCAUGCACAUACACUUUUAUGCACACACACACACACACACACACACACACACAGAUUGCAGUUCACUUCCUGUAUUAUACGUAAUGCGCUCUCUAUAGGCACUGUGAUGAUACAAUGCAACAAUAAAUACAAGAGUGGCUUAGCUAAGCAGCCAUGUACAAAAGCAAUGAGUAUUGCCAUCAUAAGCACAGGUCAACAGCAAUAUCAAAGCUAAAUACUGUCACACAGUUGAACACUUCAGCAUUACUGUACAGUAGCUGUAGGAGUGAGUGUUAAAAUGUCUUCUACUUGACUUUGUGGUGCAUGUUUGUUAUAUAUUUGGAUAUUUGUCAAAACACUGUUGUAUUCUCUAUGCUGCACAGUGAUUCACCAUGUUAAAAAUAGCAACAGUAUGGUAUCUGUUUGCAAUGUACUGUGUGUUCCAAUCAUGUUCGGCCAGUCUGUUAGGAGUAAAAUCUUGCUUCUAUAAGAAUCAUCUGUGCCAAAUGAAUUCUGAUGCCUUGAUAUAAUUAGCAUAACAACGUGAGACCAUUUUAUUUCACACCAUACUAAGCUUUAUUCUGCCAUUACCAGAAACAUCCUAUUUUAUGGCGUCAAUCCAAAUUUCUUGCAAAUGUGAAAUGUGGUUCACUUGCCAGUAGAUAUUUCCAAUAUUCUCAUAGAUGGCCUCUUUUUGUGGUAAUUACACCAAUGUCAACAUUGAAUACUUAAUUUAUUGAUGUUACAAUGUUCAAGCCAUAUCCUAGGUUUGUCACAAUUAGCUGUUACUGUUUGCAAAAGUAAAAGGAAAAAAAAAACACUAAAUGUUAAAUUCCAGCAUAGGCAUGUUGUUUGACAAUGUUUUCCCUUUUUAAUUAUAUUUUAUAAUUGUUGGCAUUAUCACCAUUACAUUCAAACAAUUCCAACUUGUCUUGCAAAUGGGUCUAUACCAGCUGCCUCAAGGGAUUGUUGUAUAAUCUGUUUAAACAUUUUUAGAUAAUAGUGCAGUAUAUAUGUGUAUAAAGUAUAUAGGUAGCCUACAGUGUACAACCACAACAGUGUGGGAAAUGAAGGACAAGAAAAGGCCAUACUUAAAAGUGACAAUGAACUAUGCCUUAAAUUGUUUUCACUCUGACCUCUGCAGUGUAAUAACCAGUGUAAUGUCAUAAAUGUCCUCCAAAUUCAAUAUCACAGGGAUAGUUUCGAUUUUUGAAGGUACAUAUGAAUGCAUGGACAUGAGGCAGAGGCAACCAGUCAUGUGGUUGCCAAUCUCCCAGUGAGCCAGGGGCUUCAUCCAAUAAAACAAGCAGAGUCACACACACAGCUAACAAAAAGAUGUAAAUGCUCCAAGCACCCUGUCCAUCACAUCAUGGUCCAGCUUUCAGUAAUACAUUGGUUUAACAAAUAAAACUGUUCCAAGGUUACUGUGAAGUCUAAGAGAAGAAUCCAGCAAACAGAACAGAAGAUGCUUCAUUUUUUUGUUGUGUUUUUGUGUCCUGAAAGUUGCUCAUUUCUGGAUGACAAGGCCACGUCUCAAUGGAAAAUCUCCAACCACAGCUCUGCCUACCUAAGCUAACCUCCGUGCAUCAAUAUCACAACUCCUCAGCGACUCAUACUAUCUACACACUCUGUCUUCGCCAGCCAAUACCAAUUAAUUUAACCUAUCCCAAGCCUUCCCACUACCGACACACAUACACUCACACACACACACACACAUACAAAAAAACAUACAUACAGGCUUGUCAUACGGUAGGUGUGUGGGGGCUUUUCGAAGUAGGGACUUCACCUUGAACAUCUGACAGGAUAUAAAUCAAACAAACCUGCCAGUGUUACAUUUUGGUGCAAGGAUUACAGACUGCACUGCAUGCUGAUAAGGGGAGGGAACACUUCCAACAUACAUGGGUUAAAGUUCUAUUUCUCACCUCCCAACCCUGAAUAUCAACCACUCCACUUGUAUGUUGUGAUGUACUUAGAAAAGGCAUGUCAAGACUGGUUCUGUUGUAUGUUCUUUUGUGUCGUUGGUACUUUUGUCUUGAUUUACAUGGGUUUACAAGUUUACAGUAGAUGCACUCUGGUUAAUAAAAAUGUCUGUAUUAAAGUAUAUUUUUUGAAAAGCAA